UGUGAGGGAGGCGAGAACAUGGCGGAAGCGGAGUGAAGGAUUCUAAGCAGAAGAAAGUGGUAUGAAUUUGAACCAUGUGUAUUUUUUUAAUAUCUUGCUCAGAGGCAGAAUCAUUCCACAACUAUGGAGAAUGAAUCAAGUGCGACAACUUCUUCCACAUGCACAACAACCAUUGCUACUACAUCUUCCCCCUCCCGUACACAGCCACCCCAGAUAUCUGUCUACAGCGGCUCAGAUCGACAUGCUGUGCAGGUCAUUCAGCAGGCCUUGCAUCGUCCCCCCAGCUCAGCUGCACAAUACCUUCAGCAGAUGUAUGCAGCUCAGCAGCAGCAUCUAAUGUUACAAACUGCAGCUUUGCAACAGCAGCAUUUGAGCAGUGCUCAGUUCCAGAGUUUGGCCAGUGUCCCACAGGCAAAUCUUUCAGGUGGGAGGCAGUGUGCUUCUCCUAAUGGCAGUGCCUCUCAGCAGUCAAGCAUGUCAGAAACCUCGAUUAAUCUCUCUGCUUCUCCUACACCUGCACAGCUAAUAAGUCGUUCACAGACCUCCAACACUAGUAGCAGCAGUCUUACCCAGCAGACCAUGCUAUUAGGGAGCACUUCCCCUAAUUUGACUGCCAGUCAAGCUCAGAUGUAUCUCCGAGCUCAGAUGCUGAUUUUUACGCCUGCUACCACUGUGUCAGCUGUCCAGUCUGACAUUCCUGUUGUGUCGUCAUCAUCUUCGUUUCCCUGUCAGUCUGCAGCUACUCAGGUCCAGAAUUUGACUUUGCGCAGCCAGAAGCUGGGUGUAUUGUCUAGUUCUCAAAAUGGGACUCCAAAAAUCUGUAGUCAACCCCAGACAUUAGCUGUGUGUCCUAGCAAACCUAUAACCAGUGCCAAAGCCAGCCAGUCAGAUCUUCUAGAAAGCAAAAGGAAAGGAGACAGCCCAAAUGCUGAGCCUCGAAGUCCAGCUGUUACCCGUACAUCAAGCAUUCAUCAAUUAAUGGCACCAGCCUCAUAUUCUCCGGUGCAACCUCAUUCCCUGUUAAAACAUCAGCAGCCUCCUCUUCACUCACCACCUUCAAAGAUUUCUCACCAUCAGUUAAUCUUUCAGCAGCAGCAAGUUCAACCAAUCACACUCCAGCUGCCUCCCACCCAGGAAGCCCCUCCAUCCCAGCACUGUGCACCCCUUCAGAGCCAUUCUCUGACUCCAGAUCCCACCAGUACCCCAUCCCAGCACUGCACUCCUGUCCAUGUCCAUCCUCCUCCCCUUUCUCCAACCCCAUCCCCAUCCUCACAGCAAUCUGUGGUAGUAUCCCCACCACCACCCACAUCACCCAGCCAGUCCCCAAGUAUAAUUAUCCACCCCCAAACUCUUCUUCAGUCACAGCCACAUCCACUGACAUCGUCAGCACUCCAGUCAGAGCAUAACUCAGUGCAGGCUGAUGACAGUCCGACAGAAUCAGUAUCACAGUCCGCUACCCUUCCUCCCCAGUUGUCACCUUCCCCAGUUGUACACGUUGGACCGACAGAUCAUCCUUCCAUGCUGUCCCCCAGCCAACAGAUAACUUCGCCAUCAUCUCAUCAACAGUACCCAGCUUUGCAGCCAGUGCCAGUUCCACUUGCAGCCUCUCCACAGCUGUCAUCAGCGCCAACCCACACUCAGCAGAUGCCCCUUCCUCCUGUUCCAUCUUUGCAAGUCCAGCCUGAACUUUUGUCCCAAGAUCAGGUUUUGGUACAAAAUACCUUAGUUUCUGAAGAGGAGCUUCCUGCUGCUGAAGCUUUGGUCCAGCUGCCACUUCAGACUCUUCCGCCUCCCCAAACAGUUGCAGUAAACCUCCAAGUGCAACAAGCAGUACCCAUUGAAACCCCAGUGCUUUAUCAAGAAGAAGAUAUAUGUGAAGAUGAGAUGCCUGAGGACUCAGAUGGUGUUCGUAUGGCUAGGACUCCCACCCCACCAACGCUGUCACCACCAGCUAUAACCUUGAGAAACAGAGAAGAACUUACUUACGAGGAGCCUUUUCCAGAACAAGAGGGACAUCCUUCAAUGGCCUCAUCAGUCAGCGCAUCUGUAAUUAAAUCACCAUCAGACCCUUCACAUGCCUCUAUUCCACAGCCACCUCUUUUGCUUCCAGCAGUUGCAACAAGAACUAACAGUGCAUCAAUGUCCAAUAGAAACCCUAGUAUUGAAAACAAACUUCCACAGGCUAUCGUUAAACCACAAAUCCUGACUCAUGUUAUUGAGGGCUUUGUGAUCCAAGAGGGUUUAGAACCAUUUCCUGUAAGUUGUUCAUCUCUUCUGGUUGAGCAGCCUGCAAAAAAGAGACUCUUGUUGGAGGGGCAAGUUGUGAAUGUUAUGUGUGUUGAACCAGAGCUUCAGAACAAUGCAAAACAUGCAGACAACUCCUCGGACACUGAGCUGGAGGACAUAAUUACUGAAGAGGGGCUAGAUGAGAUGGAAACAGAUCUCCUUAAGUGUGAGUUUUGUGGGAAAAUGGGGUACGCAAACAAGUUCCUGAGGUCGAAACGAUUCUGCACCAUGUCCUGUGCUAAGAGGUAUAAUGUGAGUUGCAGUAAGAAAUUUGGAUUAUAUGCAUCGGACAAGAGCAGCCGUUGGAGCCGUAGUCCAGAUAGUCAAAGCCUUGGGCGACGAGGGCGGCGGCCAAGUGGCACUGAUGGAGGUCCAAGAGAACACUUCCUUAGACAGCUACCAAUUACUUAUCCAUCUGCAGAAGAAGACUUGGCCUCUCAGGAAGACAACGUGCCAGUUGCCAUGACCACUCGCCUGCGAAGGCAAAGUGAGAGAGAAAGGGAGCGUGAGCUUAGGGAACUGAGAAUUCGGAAAACAGCAGACAACAUGGAUUUGUUGCCAGCCUUGCAGUCUGUUCCAUCAGUAUGGACCGUUGAAGAUGUUUGGGCCUUCAUCCAUUCUUUGCCUGGUUGUCAAGAUAUUGCGGAUGAAUUUCGAGCCCAAGAGAUCGAUGGGCAGGCUCUUCUCUUAUUAAAAGAGGAUCAUCUCAUGAGUGCAAUGAAUAUUAAGCUAGGACCUGCGCUAAAAAUCUGUGCGCGGAUCAACUCUUUGAAGGAAUUGUAGUGGAAAACCAAGGCUUAAACCACAGAUUUAAAUAGACUUGUAAAGUAAUAAGCCAACAUCUCAGUGUUCGAUGCAAUUAUUACUGCUUUGCUUUGCUAAGCACUUUUUUCCACAUGAAAACUAUUGGGGGAGCAUUUUUAAUAUGAUCUUCCAGACUUUCCAGCUAUUCAGGAAGCUAUAAGCUGUGCUGGUUUAAAAUGAUUUAGUGAAAACCAGAGUGAGGUAGUGUCAGUGGGAAGCUCUAGGAAGUGUAUGUAAUACGUUGUGGGUGAUGCUUAUUCCAAGAAGGCAAUUAUUUACCAUACAAGAAUUAAGCUUUUUUUGAAUAUAUAACCUUGAUUCCAGUUUUACAUUGUGUUUCUAUACACUUUUUCCUUUAUAGAAAGCUUUUACAAAUACAGAUUAACAGAAGAGUCCACAGAGUCUGUGGAAGCAUUGACUAUGGUAAAAUGCUAUGCAUUUAAUUGUGCUCAUUGGGUUUCAGUUAAUCUUGAGCAUAAGGUUUGAAGAGAAGCUGUAGUUCACCUUCUCUUCUUUCUCAAUCCUACAGCUCACCCACCAUUAUUCCAUUUCCUUUAAGUGCGGAAGCUUUUCUGUAAACACGUGAGAUAUUCUGGGAAUUCUGCAAACCUUCCACCAUUAGAAAUAUUGAUCUUAUGGAUCACAUGUGGCCUCCUUGCCAGUUUAAGCAGAACCCCCACCAGUGUCUAGAUUUUUUUUGUUCCUUAAAUUGGGCAACGGGGAGGGAUGAAUGAGUGGAGCUCCAGACUGAGCCUGAUGCACUAGUAAAGCUGCAUGGCACACUUUCUAGGUCACUGUUUCUCAACCUUGGCAACUUUAAGACGUGGGGACUUCAGCUCCCA
Molecule: messenger RNA, 3932 nt
Organism: Candoia aspera
Lineage: Eukaryota; Metazoa; Chordata; Lepidosauria; Squamata; Candoiidae
Gene: PHC3
Product: polyhomeotic homolog 3
Exons: 15
Coding region: 124-3069 (981 amino acids)
Biological process (GO): negative regulation of DNA-templated transcription
Cellular component (GO): PRC1 complex; nucleus
Molecular function (GO): histone binding; chromatin binding; zinc ion binding
Source: RefSeq, a predicted model, not a curated record